Molecule: messenger RNA, 5089 nt
Organism: Mauremys mutica (yellowpond turtle)
Lineage: Eukaryota; Metazoa; Chordata; Testudines; Geoemydidae
Gene: MYBBP1A
Product: MYB binding protein 1a
Exons: 29
Coding region: 614-4645 (1343 amino acids)
Biological process (GO): regulation of DNA-templated transcription
Cellular component (GO): nucleolus
Molecular function (GO): transcription factor binding; RNA binding; transcription corepressor activity
Source: RefSeq, a predicted model, not a curated record
CCUCCAGCUUGUAUAUGGCCCAUGAGAGGUAGUUACUGCCUUCAGCAUCACAGCCCAGGCCAGCGCCAUCAGGGCUUGGGCCAUUAUAGGGUGACUAGAUGUCCCCAUUUUAUAGGAACAACGAGGAGUCCGGUGACACCUUCCAGGCUAACAGAUUCAUUUUGGCAUAAGCUUUCGAUAUGAGAAGAGAUUUUAAAAGGAAAAACUACACCACACAUUUAUUGGACUGUUCUUCCUGAUAAAUAGCAUCUUGAGUGGGAACCUAUCCUGGUUCUUUGUGGCAGUGUUGAGGGCAUAUAAUGGAUUGUAGCCGAGAAACUGCUAAUAUCUUACAAGGCUUGGCCAUGUGCGGUGCCGAGUGCCCCCUGCGCUGGGCUGAGAGGGCACGCAGGACCUUGUAGGAUGGGGGACCGGUUGGCACAGGUGAAGUGACUUCCCAAAGCGGUGGCUGUGGCUCCCAACUCAGGAGUAAGGCUGAAGGUAGGUCUGGUGAAAACAGCUCCGUUGCUGGGAGUGGGACCCUGCUGCCGGUGCCUCUCUCCUGUUUGCACUGGAAACCUGAAAUCCAGCAGGGGAUUUUCAACUGGAACCGUAUGAUUGACCAACGCAGCCAAUGACUCCACCCUUCCCAGGGCUGGGGAGGCUCGGCUUGCCGGGAGGCCCGGGCACAGGCUGGACGCGUGGGGGGUGGCGGCUGCUGCUGCAGCUGCUGGGGCUAACCCGGAAGGGGCUGGCCCCGGGAGCCCACGUGCGGCUGCAGCGUGGCCGUGGGACGCCGAGCAGCAGCAGCAGCAGCAGCGGCGGUCGCGUUAUGGAGACGGCCCCAGACCCGGCCCUCCCCCCCUCCGGCCCGCGGGGGGUCCUGCAGCAGAACCGGCAGUUCCUGGACUUUUUCUGGGACAUCGCCAAGCCCCAGCAGGAGGUUCGCCUGGCUGCCACCGAGAGCCUGAUCCGGUACCUGCGGGCCAGCGAGCAGGAAGAUGAGCUGAAAUAUACUCUAAAACGAUUGAUAGAAGGACUGGGAGCAACUCGAGAGGCAGCCCGUCCAGGUUUCAGCCUGGCACUAGCUCAGGUUUUGCAAUUUUUUGAAGAAAUUCCACUGCAUGCCGUCCUGCAGCAGAUACAAGAAAAACACAAUCUUGAGAGAGUAAAAAAGAAACUCUUUAGAAAUGCGGCCUUUGGAAACUUUUUUGGGGUACUGUCUCUCUUCCAGUCUGGUCGUCUUGCAAAGGACAAAAAGGCCCUCCUGGAGUCUGUCCGACUUCUGCAGAGCUUGGCACAGCACCAUGCCCACCUCAGAGAUCUCCCCAGGAAAACGCUCGUUGAUAUCCUCACAGAGAUUCCUGAAGCUGUGUUUGAGGAAGUCCUGUUCAGCGCCUUAAAGGCUGACCUCACUUCGGCCUUCAGCACCCCGGAGCAGCUGCACCUCCUGCUCGUGGGCAUACAGAAAUUCCCUGGGGUUCUGAAACCCAAUAAGCUGAAGAUACUGCUAGGCUCAUCUGCCAUCGUAACCACGGAGAACAUUCCCAGGCUUGUGAAGGUUUUGAAAACUGCUGCCAGAUCUGAGAAGAAGGAUAGGAAUCUUCCACAUGUCGGGCUGGACUUGCUACGAGUGUCUGUGAAGGAAGGUGCUUUUGAACUCUUCUGGAAAGAAGCUGUGGAGAAUGGUCUGCUUAAGGAAAAGUCGGGUCCUAACAGUUACAUGUGCUACCGGUUGCUGGGCAGUGCUCUCCCACUCUUGUCUCUGGACCAGCUACAGAUUGUUCUCCGAGGGGAAGUGAUGCGGCACUAUGGGGAUCAUGUGGUAUCGGCUCAGCUUCCGGACCGGUUUAAGUUCGCUCCGGAGAUGGAAACCUAUGUUAACUCAUUCCUAGAGGGCUGUGAUGAUCCAGAGAAGCAGCUGGCGGUGAUGAUUGGCUUCUCCACUCUGACCAAUCAAGGCUAUCCGGUUGUGCCCAGCUUCUGGAAGGUGGUGAAACACUUGCAGCCUGUAGCGUUGCUGAAAUACGUCGACUGGCUCAAGAGGAUGUUCCUUAGGCCAGAUUUUGACUGCUGCUUAGAUUUCACCACCAGCCGGCAAAAACAGAACCAGGAGAAAGUAAAUAUGACCCAGCACCGAGUGGUUCGGCUGAGAAAAUGGAUUAUUGCCCGACUAGUCAGCAUCAUUGACAGUCAAGGGAAGAUGGAAGAGGAUUUGGUGAUGGAUGUUGUCAGGUUUUGCUUCUUCCAUGCUUUCUUCAAGACCCAGAAACCAACCGCUGAAAUACCGGAGACGAAAUCUCUCCCCUCAGUACCUCUGGAUGGACAGACUCACUCAAUGGCUGCAAACUUGUUUUUCAGUUUGCUUCAGAUUUUAAACUCUCUGCACGUGCUGGGAGACACGGUUGAAGCUGCAGCCCUGAGGGAGAAGCACAUCCACGGGGUGACUGCAGACAGGAACCUGUGGAUCUACCUCAUUAUCCAGUACGCCAGCGUCCUCCUGUCCCACGAGAAGCACGUCAAGGCUGUGACUCCUUUCACCGCCGAACAGAGGGCUGCUUGGGACCGAAUGCUGCAGUCUCUGGAGAACCUGCAGAAGAAAGAGAAGGAGUCCCGCAGUAUGGAAAUCUUUGCUUUCCAGCACCUUCUGCUCUUAGUGGGCAUUCAUCUGUUCAAGACUCCGGCAGAAACCCAGGACCUUCUGAAUGACCUUCUGAACUGCAUUGAGAGGGCGUUGGACAAGAAAUCCAGGAAGAAGAAGAAGCCUGAUGACGAAGAGCCAGAAUGGGUAGAGGUGAUUGUGGAAAUUCUUCUAUCCCUCCUCUCCCAGCCCAGCCUACUCAUGCGUCGGGUCUCCAAAAGUGUGUUUGGACGCAUAUGUCCUUACCUGUCAAAGAAAGCUCUGCACCUGGUCCUGAAUGUUCUUGAUCCAGAGCAAGAUCAGGAUGAGGAAAGUGCUGUUGUUGUGAUGGAAGAAACAGACAAAAAGAAGAAAACCUUGCUGGAGGAUACGAACGAGGAGGAAAGUGCAGACUCUUCUGAUGAUGAUAGCUCCGAGGAAGAUGGAGAGGAAGAUAGUGAAGAUGAGAAUAAUAAUGAAGGCGUAGAUGAAAAUUUUCGGAAUCAGCUGAUGAAUGUCCUGCAGGCAGGGAAUGCAUUGGGAGGAGACAAGAGCGAUGAGGAUGUGGAUGAUGAGACCAUGCUGGCCCUUGAUGAGAAUGUUUCGGCCCUCUUUGCUGAACAGCAGAAGCGGAUCCAGGCAAAGAAGGACGAGAAAGAAAAGAUGCGGAAGGAGAAAAUCUUGCGGAGGGAUUUUAAGAUUAAGGUACUGGACCUCAUUGAGGUGUUCCUUGCUAAGCAGCCAGAGAACCCCCUUGUGUUUGAUAUUAUCGAUCCCCUUCUUCUGGUGAUUGAGCGGAGCAUGAGUUCAGACUCUGACAAGCAGGAGCAAGACUUCCUCCAGAAAACAGCUGAUAUCUUCACGAAUCGCUUAUGUAGAGCCAAGCAGUACUGCAGGAGCGUGGGCGACCUGGUGGAGGAUUUGCAUGCCUUGUUGGAGAGCCUGGUGAAGAGAGCCAGCAAGCACACGGACUCCGUGUUGGCACUCUACUAUUUCAGCGCCUCUUUGUACCUGUUCAAAGUGCUGAAAGGAAACGUGGCCAGAGAGACGGCGACUCCGCUUUCUCCCUCAAAAAAGAAACAGAAAACCAGCGAAGGGAGCAGUGCACAGACUGACCAGCUUUCUGGCACAGGCAUUCUGGACCUGAAGAGAGUGACCAUGGUGUAUCAGGAGGCAUUGAGUGGAUUCAUGACCAGGCGGAAGAGUGCCCUCACGGGGUCUAUGUUUCUUGAUCUCUUCAACCGCUUCCCGGUCAUGUGUAAGCCGUUAAUAGACACCCUCGUCAAGUCCAUCACAGCGGGAGCAAGGCAGCAUCAGCAGGCGCAGGCGUGUAUGCUUCUCCAGAAGGCCCUGCAGACUCGGGAUUUGAAGCUCUCCAUGACGACGGAGGAAGAGUGGGAGGAGCUGAUCAGAGAGAGUACCAAUCAGAUCACAGAGAGUUUGAAGGCAGUGAGUGAAUUCAAGGUGAAAGUUGACCAGGAGAAGGUCAUUAAGUGUUUGGAGCUGUUGAACUUCCUCAUCAAAACUGUGAACCAGCAGAAGCUGAAUGUGGAGUUGGCGGAGCUGAGUCAGACGCUGCAAGCUCUGAGCCAGCAGGAGGGGUUUGGGAAAUCCGUGCGCCUUGACAGUCUCUACUGGAACAUCAUGAAGCUGCUGGGAUUUGCGCGCCCCAAAAAGGAGAAGGCAGUGGCCCGGCCUGAGCACACCCCUGGAGCAAAGCCUCUCAAGCGGAAGAAGAAAGGCUUCCUGCCAGCUACCAAGAAACGCAAGAACCGCAAAAAGGCUCUCCAGGAGAACGGGGCGGAGAGCGGCAGAGAGGCAGGCCCCGAGAACGGGGCGGAGAGCGGCAGAGAGGCAGGCCCAGAGGGAGGGCAGGCCGCAGCACGGAAGAAGAACAGAAAGAGGAAAGGAGGAGCAGGAAAGGCAGGUGCAGAGGGCCCUUCGCCAAAGAAGGCCAAGGGGAGCCAUGGCCAAGAGCCUCAGGGGAAGCAGGGUAAAGCCAAGAAGAAGAAGAAAGCAAACAAAACACCAGCUCAAAAGGCGUGAACUCUGGACUUACUCAGACCUGGCUGAGAUGUUUUAAUAGCUUAUAUAUAUUUUUGCACCAUCCCAUAGUUUUAAUAAACCAUCUGUCGUGCUGACCCGUGCGACCUGCCUGUCUGAUUCGUGCACGGGGACUCUUCUGAGUGCAGGGUGUCGCUGUCUGCCGAGCCUCAAACCUGGGGUCAGAGAGACACAUCCCUGUCUCCGACCCCUCUGCACGUGCCCUCACGCUCUCUGCUCUGUAACCUUGAUGCAGUAGCUGUGUGCCCCCAGGUACCAUCCUCCUUUCUGCCAGGGUGAUUGGCUGGGGUAGCGGGAGCUCUUGUCUCGCUCAUGUCUCUGCUUUGCCAGUGGUAAGAUCUGUCUGUUUCAAUGGGGAUUAGCCAGGUAGUUGGCCAGUCAAUCAGUGCUGGAGUUCUGGGGUCAAGUUCUCACAUUCUGCAGGUC